AAUUCAUUUUCUGGCCAUGGGGACGGUGGGGUGUAUAUCGUACCCAUUGGUAAUUUGAUUUAUAGAAUUUAAGCUAUUUUAACUUCUUUUAAAAAAUAAAUUCAAAAUAUCAGUUGCAUUCACCCAGUGGGAGAGCUGAAACAACUACAUGCGCAGAGUACAACAACGAAGAAGCUUCCCCGAGUCCUUCCAGCCAUCAAACACCUGAGCGUCAGGCCAAGGAUGUUACACUGGUUUCAUCGCAGACGACCUCUAAAGCGAAACGUGAAUUGCAGUAUCCCCCCGAAGUAGGCACAAAGAGAAAGAGAGAGGAGGAGAGCAAUUAAGUUAUGUGAACAAAGAGCAUUUGCAAAAGAACAGUUGGUACUUUUUGCUGACGAGUUUUGUAGCGAAGCAGAACUCUAUCAGGGGCACCCAACGACAAUUUUCGGAAGAAUAUCUGUUCGGAAGACGAUUUGAGAUCUAGAAUUUUCGAAACAUUUGUUGUAAAAUUUCUUGCUUGCCUGCCUCUUCUAGGAUUUUCGAACAUCUAAAAAAUGGUAUAAUUGCCCAUUUUUAACGGAUUUUUACCCUAAAAAGGUCACCUAGAAUUUUCGGGAGCCUCUUUUCUGGCUAAAAUUUUCGAAAAGGUAAGUUUUGAUCCCUAUAAUUUUCGGAUCACUAGACUUUCCGCUAGGAAAUCCGAAAAGAUGAAUAAUUUUUAGGGGAUAAAAAUAUGCCUAUAUCUACCGUUUAAAUAGUAAAAUACGUUUAACAAUGCUAUGUUUAAGUGGUUUUGAACUAUAUUCUCGUUGGGUGCCCCUACUCUAUCCUUUACACGCGGACAAAUCGUUUGCACAGGUUUCCCUAAGUCGUUGCAUGCGAAAAGUUGUGUCUGAUUUAGAAUGUCUCUUACGUCGAAAGCCUUUACUUUCCCUCAACGUUCGAUGUAUAUAUAGACUGGCUUAACUGACCAAAUAUUACUGUGGCGGGCAAGAGGUGGAUCGAUCAAAUGAGCACUCAAGUAUUUUGCCUCAUUGAUCGAAUAUCAUUCUGCUCUUUAUUUAACCGUUUCUGUAACCUUAUUCUUUACACAUGACAUGACCAUACAAUUUCAGUUAUACCUAGCUAAAAUUAGUACCAGUAUCAUUUCCAGUUUCAACGCCACCCGCAAUCGUUUCAUGUUGAAACAUGAUCCUAGUCCAUCUUAGUAACAUGGUUUACUUAAUAACACGACGGCAAGUUCUGCUGUUCAUAUUUGUCAAGUUACUUACAAGCUAAGGUGUGUGUUUAUGUUGAUUUCAAUAGUACUCCAGGCAAAGCUGACAAAGCGAAAUAGUGUUGUAAAUGGUGUAGUUAUUUAUUAUUAUUUUUUUUUUAUCUCACUACAGGUUACAUGUAUUUCAAUGUUUCGUUUGUUUUAACUUCAUUAGCAUACAUUACCAUACCCAAAAACAAGAGAAAAAACAAAAAUAUACCGGAGAUAAAAAAAUAAGUACAACAUAGACAUAAAUCUCAAUACUCAGAAAAUAACUCGGUUUACUUCUCAUAAAGUGACUCUGGUGUGUAUGUGUGUGUUUGAGUGUGUGCAGUGUGAGUGAGUUUCAAAUUCAAGCGAGGAUGUGUGAGCGAAUGGAGGUGGGUGUAUUCGCGGGCUGUAGCUAAAUCAAUGUGAAAAAAUGAUGUAAUUCUGAUGGACUGCUCCCGGCCGUUUCCUCUCUCCAUUUCCUUUAUCGAUUCGGAAAUCUCUUCUCCAUUUCGAAAUAUCGGUCACCAUGCAUGUUUCACUCUUAACAAUCUUGCUAAAGGUUUAUAAAUACACUGCAGUGUAUAUUUUUGCCUGUCUGAUCGGGCUUAAACCAGUUGUAAUGUGGGACAGAAAUAUAGUAUGUACUUAUUUUAAACGCUUGGUGGUAGUUUUGUGUAGGUUUUAUUAGUACAUCGGGCCUCAAAGGUCUUGCGUGUGAUUUUCCUGUACAAUGAAUAUACAUUGAAAGAGCAAAUAAAUAUUUUCCUUUGCAGCGGUCUCUUCAAUAACAAGCCGCAGGGUUAAAUUGGCGCCACUGAAACAGGAACAGUUAAAAAGCACCGCGGGUUAUUUAACUUGCGAUAAAGGCCGUUCAAAGUCUUAUUUAGUUUUUCCUUGUAACAAGGAUACUUUUUGUCUCACGCUUCAUUUAAAUACUAAUAGCACGCAAACAGCGGCUAAAAAGCACUGCUGGAUAGCACGGAUAGUUAGAACAGUUGAUUUGGACGAAUUCUCGUAAUGCGGAACUGAUCAUAAAUCACGGAACGUCCCUGAAAUGAUUCAGGCCUUUAACAGUUGCGUGUUUGAAGCUUUUUGUUUUCUGUCUUUUUUCCUAAAAAGAAAGAUAGAAGAUUUAAAGGAGAAAAAUACUCUGGACGGUCAGGUAGAAAUUGGGCUGAACAUUCAUGACUGAAGAGUAAUCGGCUGACCGUUUUCAAAUUGCUUUAACUGAAGCACGGUGGCUACACAUGCCCGAUAUUUGGGAAGGGUGUUAAGGGUCUUCAAGAUACUAAUUGCCCCACAGUCGUAAAAUUUAAUAGAAUUUCUACGAUAUGGCUUUUCUCUUUGAGAAGUGCCAGGUGAUUAACAGAGUGGCUUCGCAGCUAGCCUCCCACGCAGACGUUCUUAGGGGUUCGUCAUGCGUUCCUGCCCCACUAUAGCCUGCGAACCGCAGACGUAUUUCCGGUCGACGCUUCUGCGGUUCGCAGGCCGUAGUUCCACUAACAUGUGCUGAUUUAGUGGGCCAGGAACGCGUGACGAACCCUUAAGAACGUCUGCGUGGGAGGCUACUUCGCAGCUGACUAGUUUUUGCUUGAGUGGGCUUACAGAGAAACCGUCGAUUGUACCUCCUAUUUUGGAAAAUACAAAAAAAAAAUGGUUUUCCUCUGUGAUCUUAUGACUUCAAGCAGACAAAAGGCGAUUUAUUUUGAGCAAAAGAUCGACAAAUUAUGAAAUAUGUUUGUGAAACAGUUUAUUGCUUCUUUUAUGGUUGAAUUUAAUGAGGUUUACUUGCCUCAUGCACAAUUAUACGGAUGUAAGACGCAAGUGUGAUUGCAUUUGCAGGAAAAAAGACAAUAUCGGGCAAUUAUCUGAAGAAAACAAACUACAUUGUAAUGCUUAGACACUAUUGUUUUUCUAUCUCUUGAUAUCACUGAAGUGUUGGUUCAACUUGAGUGAGUGGGUUUUGAUUCACUAAAGAAAAAAGUUUUAGGUACAGUGAUAAAACCUACUCUUUAAUUGCACUUCAUAACUUUAUCGCUUUUACUUUAUAACAUAGCUAGAAAAAUCGCCUAAUUAAAUUCAAUAGCGCGAGCGUGCUACAAAUUCCCAUUGAGCACGCUGGUGACGUCAAUAAACCAUUCCUCGAGUUGUUGUGAGCUUAGCAAGACGUCUCUCAAGUGCAUCCAUAACUCAACAGUACACAAUGAAGAGUUUACCAUAUUAAUUUGAAGUUAGAUGUUCAAUUUGAAAAUUUCUGGCUUUUUUCCUAAAAAGAAAGAUCAGUUGUUGCAAAGGCGUUUCCUUUACAUCGAGCAAAUCACAAAAAGAAGGAGACUGCCAAAUAUAGUACAUUUGAUGUUUGCAACCGAGAAAUUCCCACAUUCCUUUGUGACACUGGCUUUGUUUAAACUGUUGGCUGGAGAAAGAAACUAUUAAGAAAUCAUGACAGAAAAUCGAAACUUAACUUUUUUAUCAAAAUAAGUGGGUAACACAGGAAGUGUUUACUUAGUGGUUGUUAUCAUAUCAAGACGAAAGACGCAAUUGUGAUUUCAUUUGCAGGAAAAAGGACAAUAUCGGGUAAUUAUCUGAAGAAAACAGACUAAUGCUUGCUUUUCUAUCACUUGAUGUCACUGAAGUGUUGGUUCAACUUGAGUCAGUGGGUUUUGAUUCACUAAAGUUUAGGGUGCAGUGAUAAAACCUUAUCUUUAAUUGCAGUUUAUCGCCUUACCGCAUUAACUUUAUAACAUAGCUGGAAAAACCGCCUAAUCAAAUUCAAUAACGCGGCUGCUCCUCGAGCAACUCUUACGCCCCUUUGGUGCUUUCCACACUUUCCGCGUACUCAAUAUCGCGACAUACGCACGCUGACGCAUGAAAAAACUGUUAAUCAGUGCUCCUCUGAUAGACUGAACCCUGCCUCCUGGGGAUUUCGCCUUCUGGGCUAAAUCCAGGCGGGGGCAAUUAUAAAGCUUACACGAACUUAUAUGUUCAUUCCCGGCCUAUAUAUCUCUUUGAAAAAGUUUCAAUUUAUGUCCAGUGAUCCGCCAUCGAGAAGAAGAUGGCCAAGCAUUGUUUUCUCUGUCGGCAAAUUUGUUGUUUUGGUUCGUUAAAAGUUUCAACUUCCUGUCCUUUGAAGUUUCUUGCCUGAAGCAAACGAAGCGGUAAACAUGCCUUUAACACGGCGGCUCCACCGUUUUCAGCCUGUUUGUUGGAGGAGAAUGAACGACUAAAAUUACAUCAUAACGGAAUUACAGUUACAUUUUGAUAUGACUAUAAUGAUUUUCAAUUUGUUAAAACAAAAGUUAUUUUUGUUUGAAAUGAAAGAUUGACUCAUAUUUAGCCUUGGCCUAUUUUAGUCAACGCACAAGAAACGUCAACUAGGUUUUUUUUGAUACAUUUUACGUCACAAACUAGAAUUCAUUUUCGGGCCGUGGAGACUUGUGUAUAGCAUACCCAUUGGUAAUUUGAUUUAUAGCACUUAAGCUAUUUUAACUUCUUUUAAAACAUAAACACAAAAUAUCAGUUGCAUCACUGUCAAAUCGUCCGCUACAAAAACAAAAUACUUGAACUUGAGUAGCAAGCCCAAUUUUUUUCUGCUCCUAAUUAAUUUCCUUCAUUUUUACGUAAUCUUGGCAGGAACGCGUGACGAACCCCUAAGAACUGCGCGGGAGGCUAGGAAGGUACCGCUUUUUACGCAUGUCUUGUGAUCACUUAACUACCCGGAGAAAUAUUCGAUCGAUUUCAUUUCAAUUCUGUUAUACAAGCGGUAGACAAGAUGGUUGACUCGGUCGUCUCAUUCAUGUUGAAUGUCGCUGGAACUAAGGUUAGAGAAAUAAUAACACGAUGGCUCAGAAGUCGUGGUGCAUUUGCUCAGUCGCUAAGUGACCUCUUAGAAACGGAUUUGAGUACCAUGAAAAGGCAACUAGAAGCACUGACAAAAAAAGAACUUCGUGAAAGUAUUAACCUUUUAGGUCAGGGACUUUCACUAAUUCCGAAGGCUAAUGACGGACCAAAGAGACGGAGAAUUCUGGGUGAUCACCCUGAUGGAGUACUGAACCCCAGUAUUGUAACAACCAGUUUCAUCGACGAAGCAAAAGAGAGGUUCAAAGAUGCCCGUAAGAAAGCAGGAUCAGCCUUUGCUAAUGAAGCAAUGAAGACGAUAGACGCAAUUUUAGCCACUUCUAUAAUGGUUUUAUCGCAAAUGCUAGAAACUGACGAUUUAGCCAUGGCAUACCAGCUUUGUUUAGUUUACUUAGAACAACUUCAUUCUCACAAAGAUGUUAAAAAAAGCUUUGAAGAUGAAUUUAGAUAUAUUGAAGCAAGGGGAAAGGUACAAUUUUGGCCAGUAUUUGGCAGCAUUGACGCUAGAAAAAUCCUUUGGUGCGUCUGUAGCUUGAAUCGCUUUGUUUUCGAUAUGGCAAAGGAGACUGGCGAUGCUAAAAGAUCUCCAGAGCUCUUUAAAGCCUGGCCAUUUGUUAAACCGACAAACCACCAAAAAGAAAUUGAUCCUUUGCGUGAUCCAAGGUUAGUCGCUAUUUUUAAGCUAGAAAACCGGCCAUUUUCUAUUGCGCCGUCGUUAUUUGACCAAAACGACGCAGAAGAGUCGAGACCUCAGUCACCCAGUGGGAGAGCUGAAACAACUACAUGCGCAGAGUACAACAACGAAGAAGCUUCCUCGAGUCCUCCCACCCAUGAAACACCUGAGCAUCACGCCAAGGAUGUUACACUGGUUUCAUCGCAGACGACCUCUAAAGUGAGUAAGGAAUUGUUUCCCAAGGUAGGCACAAAGAGAAAGAGAGAGGAAGAAGAGGAAGAGAGCAAUUAA
Messenger RNA from Porites lobata, 6050 nucleotides. The record is from the annotation of a GenBank genome assembly. Lineage: Eukaryota; Metazoa; Cnidaria; Anthozoa; Scleractinia; Poritidae.